Molecule: messenger RNA, 1761 nt
Organism: Balearica regulorum gibbericeps (East African grey crowned-crane)
Lineage: Eukaryota; Metazoa; Chordata; Aves; Gruiformes; Gruidae
Source: RefSeq, a predicted model, not a curated record
AUGGACACUGCUGCCCUACAGCUGACAAUGACCUUCCACGGUGAGAGGGAAGAGGCUGUGGCCACAGGUCCUGCUGCCUGUGUGGCCGCUGGUGGGCUACGGUGCAAAGCCAUCCUGGUGCUGGCCAUCUGCCUGUCUGCUACGGCUCUCCUGUAUGGCCUGGGCUCUCUGGGUGCUCUGCCCGGGGCCCCCCCAGGCUCCCCACCUCCCUCCCGCGCUGGCCCAGGUUUGCCCAUCUCCCAGAGAGGGACAGGUGACAAUCUGGUGGCAACACGUGGGGAUGACGAGCUGGCGAUGCAGCAGCGUGGGAGGAUGCUGAUGGGCUCUGCGAGCACCCUGGGGGCUGGAGAUGUGUCCUAUGGAACAGAGGUGAUGGGACAGAGCUUGGGGACACCGACUGCGGCCGCUGCCUCUCCCUUGGCAGCUCAGAGCUCACCACUGUGGCGGCACAGGGAAAAACUCAGGCUGGGCACAGCUGUGACGAUCUCCCCGGCACAGCGGCUUGGCACCGGAGUGCCUGCCACCUCUGCUCAGCUCCUCCAGACCAUGGGUGACCAGACCCUCGGGGCAUCCCCUGACCACCGGACCACACUCUGCAGAGCGGAUCUUAGCCUGGCUGCAAGCUCUAAUCCUCCUGCUGUGGUCACAGCCAGCGACUUGUCCUCUCUCAGCGCGCCUGCGUCUGAUCCAUCUACAGCCAGUGGCUUCUCUGGUGUCCAGGAUGGAGCUUCAAGUGCUGGAGUCACAACGAGGAGCUGCAAUGGGCAGAAGGAAGAGCCUGUACACGUGCUGCCCUUGCGGUUCCGGCUGUUGGGCAUCGCUUACACCGAGGCUCUGAGCAACAAGUCUUCGGGGAGCUACAGGGAGCUGGAGGAAGAAGUGAUGCUGAUGCUAAACCAAAUGCUGUCUACCUAUGAGACCUUCCUGCGGGCAAAUGUCCUCGAGUUCAUGAACGGCUCGGUGGUUGUGCAAGGGGAGGUUCUGUUCCGGGGGGAUGCUCCUGCUCCCACCCACUCCCACCUCAUCCGGACGGUUGUCAUGGAGGCGAGAAGGGGAAGGAGCAUCUUCAGUUGGCAACUGGAGCCACAAUCUGUCCAGUCUGGUGGCUUCAGCCUGGAGAACCUGGACCCAGAGAAGCUGUCCAUCUCUCUUGCUGUCCUCCAGUUGGGGAGGGACAGGACAGACCUGCUGCAGAGGCUGAUCAGCAAGGUGACUUGGUCUCUCAGUGCCAUCUACCAUGUGAGGAACUUCACUAUCACCCAGCUCAGAAACCUCACUGGGAAUCUGGAGAUCGCUGGAGACAUCUACCUCGACACAAUCAUCCAUGCUGACGUUGCAGAGGUUCUACAAGCCUUGACAGCUCUCGCAACCUGCUCCGUGGACCUGACCUCCCUCUUGGUGGAGGGAGCCAAGCUUCACCUGCAGGUUUACCCGCUCUCCUUCCUCAUCACCAACAGACGCUUCAGUGAGGACCUUCUGGAUCCGCUUGCUGCGGAGAACCAGGAGCUCAGCAGAGACCUUGGUGAUGCGGACACCCUGGAGCCCCCACCGCCCGAACCAGGCUUUCCCGAGUAUGGCGUGGCCAUCAUGGUCAUCUGUGGCCUCUGCAUCAUCACUGCUCCCAUCGUCUUGCUGGUGUGUCUGAGGACCAAGAGGCUCGGCUGGCGGGACAUGGUGGUCCUCUGGGACAGAAGAGACCCUGAAGCAGGGACCCAGACCCUGGAAAUGGAUAACCAAGGGUUCUGGGCGUCCUCUGAACAG